This is a messenger RNA of Octopus sinensis (East Asian common octopus), 1663 nucleotides long. RefSeq names its product CWF19-like protein 1. Gene Ontology annotation, biological process: mRNA splicing, via spliceosome. Gene Ontology annotation, molecular function: RNA lariat debranching enzyme activator activity. Gene Ontology annotation, cellular component: post-mRNA release spliceosomal complex. Bases 16 to 1620 code for a protein of 534 amino acids. The transcript is spliced from 16 exons. The record is from RefSeq and is a predicted model, not a curated record. NCBI's taxonomy places the organism in Eukaryota, Metazoa, Mollusca, Cephalopoda, Octopoda, Octopodidae.
GGGACAGUACUGUCAAUGGCUUCUUAUGUCUCUGCUAAUCUAUUUUCCAACGAAAUGGAAAAUAAACAAUUGAAAUUAUUAGUUAGUGGAGAUGUUGAAGGAAAUUUUAAGACAUUAUUUUCAAGAGUUGCCAACAUCCAGAAAAAGAAUGGCCCAUUUGAUCUAUUAUUAUGUGUUGGAGAUUUUUUUGGAAAUGAGAAUGAAGAAUGGAACCGGAUUUUGAAAGGAGAACUCUCAGUGCCCAUAACAGUACUUAUUUUGGGAGCUAAUCAAGAUGCCCAUUGUUCAUAUUAUCCCGAAAAAGAAGGAAGUGAACUCUAUGAAAAUAUAUUAUAUCUUGGCAAACAAGGAGUAUUCACCACUAGUUCUGGAUUACAGAUUGCGUAUCUGAGUGGCAGGCAGUGUGACACUAAUUACGGUUUUACUGUAAAUGAUGUUGAUGAUCUCAUUAAUUCAGUAUCCUCAAGCAAACAAUUCAAAGGAGUUGAUAUAUUAAUUACAUCUCAGUGGCCAAAAGGAGUUGAAAAAUAUGCUGGAGAUGUGGAAGGUGUUAAUUCAGAUCAAUGUGGUUCUCAACUUAUUUCUAAAUUGGCCCUUAAAUUACGACCACGGUAUCAUUUUGUUGGUUUGCAAGGAAUUUUUCAUGAAAGAUUACCAUACAGGAACCACAAAGUGCUCCGAGAAACUGCCCUACACUGUACCAGGUUCAUCAGUUUAGCAAAAGUCUCCAACAAACAGAAACUGAAGUUCCUUUAUGCUUUUCACAUUGAGCCUCUUGUAAAUAUGGACAACACAGAAUUAACAAAACAACCUGAAGAUGCCACUGAAUGUCCUUACCAGUUGUCUCAGUUAGAGGACAGCAAUGUAAAAGAUGAAGGUCAACAAUUCUUUUUUGAUAUGAAGGCUCCAUUAGCAAAAGGACAGAAAAGAUCUAAGGAUGAUGAAGACAAACAGAAGAAAAAGCACAAACCAGCACAACCAUCUGGCCCUUGUUGGUUCUGUUUACGUGGAGAAAAAGUGGAGAAACAAUUGGUUGUUAGUGUUGGAGAGACAACAUACAUGGCUUUAGCAAAAGGAGCCAUGGUUCCAGAUCAUGUUCUUAUCCUCCCAAUUGGUCAUUACCAGUCUACUGUGGUGGCUCCAAGUGAAGUUGUGGAAGAAAUUGAGAAAUAUAAGUCCAAUUUAAGAAAAUAUUUCAAAUGUGUGGGGAAAGUUGUAGUUUUCUUUGAACGAAAUUACAAGACAUCACAUCUUCAGAUACAGGCCAUUCCUGUCCCUGCAGAUCUUGCAUGUAAUAUUACCGACACAUUUACAGAGUUUGCAGCUGAGGAGUCCAUUGAUCUGAAUGAAAUACCAAAGCAUUCUGAUUUAAAGCAGAUUGUUAAUGUUGAGGCGCCAUAUUUCUAUGCAGAAAUACCAACAGGAGAGAAGUUUCUCUGCAGGAUAUCCAAAGGUUUCCCCUUACAAUUUGGCAGAGAUGUUUUGGCUUCACCAAUGCUGCUUAAUAUGCCUGAACGCAUCGACUGGAAGAAUUGUACAGAAAGUCAAGAAAAGGAAAAACAAAUGGCUCAGGAAUUUAAGAAAAAGUUCAAAGACUUUGAUUUUAAUUUUAGCUCUUAGCACAUUUUUAAAAAAAUGAAUAAAUUGAUUUUAAUGUCUUUUA